Molecule: messenger RNA, 1631 nt
Organism: Pelobates fuscus (common spadefoot toad)
Lineage: Eukaryota; Metazoa; Chordata; Amphibia; Anura; Pelobatidae
Product: mucin-2-like
Exons: 2
Molecular function (GO): calcium ion binding
Source: RefSeq, a predicted model, not a curated record
UAUUUUUCUUCUUUCAUAGAUGCUAAGUUAUGCUCAGACUGCCAUGUAGCAGCCAGUGUAUGUACCCAGAAGACAGGCUAUGUCAUAUGCACCUGUAUCGCAGGAUAUAUUGGGAAUGGGGUGAACUGCACUGCAAUAUCCUCCUGUGGUAUACAAAACUGCUGUCCCUCAGGCUAUUAUUGGGAUAACAGAAUUGGCUAUAAAGUCUGCACAGAUAUUAACGAAUGUAACGACAAUACACUGAAUAAGUGUGUCCCAUCAUCCACCUGUAAAAACAUGAAUGGUUUCUAUUUAUGUAUCAGUAAUAGAUCAACCAACUGUACUACAAGUCCUUGUCCCUAUGACCAGGACUGUUUGAGUGUUGCUGGAACUGUUCAAUCUGCUGAUCCUUGUUUUUACUACCAAACUCUGAAUGGAACUAGUAGAUUAUCCACUAUUGACUCCACUGGAGUAUUCCCCACAGACCGGUACAACAUUGGUUGGUUUCGUUUCACUGGGAGUGCUGGUUUAAGAAUGCAAGAGGGAUGUGUUGGGACUUUGAAAUGUGGCUCUCUUACACCUUUCUCUUUAAAUGGCAAACAUCCUACCAUCGGAGAAGGAAUAAAGACUGUUCCACUGCAAAUCAAUUCAUUAUCAGGCUGUUUGACUGGAGCAAAUAUCACAAUAAAAGCUUGCCCUGAUAAUUUCUAUAUCUACAAGUUUAGUGGGAUGCUACAGUCUGAUGUUUAUUGCACAGAUCCACAAUUUACUGCAUCUUCAAUCAUUCCAACCAUGGCCACCACUAAAGCACAAACUACAACCACAACCACUACAACUCAACCUACAACAACAUCGACCACCACUCCAGCCGCCACCACUACUCUAACAACAACUGCCAUCUCAACUGCUGUCACCACAACUUCACCUACAACCAUUUCACCCACCAGAACCCUAGCUAUAUCUACCACAAUCAUACCCACAUCAGCCACUGUGCCAACUACAAUUACCACCUAUUCUGCAACUUCAGCCUCUCCAAACACAGCUAACGAAACAACUGCACAAAUCUCUGCAUCCAUUAGCCCAACACCAUCACCAAUACCUGAGAAAAAUAUUACAGUUACCAGUGUGAAAAGCAUCAACAUAGUGAGUGUCACAACAUCAACUAAACUAGAGAAUGACAUAGAGGUAUCUAGUUUAGAAAUCAACAAGACCAGUGCAAUAUUGAUUGAAGUUCAAACUAUCACUGCCAGCACUAUCAGAACCAAAACCAGCAACUCUAUUUCAUAUUCAUCACUAUUAAUCAUGGUCAGGGAUGGUGAACCUGUAACAUUAACUGACACACCAUCUUUGCAGAUUACUGAUAAUGAAACUGUGUCUGACAAUUUGGCAAAUUUUCAGUUUAGCCUUUAUAAUGGGAAACCUAUUGAAAUUCACACUCUUACUGAUACAUUCAGUGUUCCUGGAGAUGGUUUUACCACCACAACCACAGUAACCACCACUUCAACAGAAGAGGUCAUUGUUGUAGGUCCACCACUACUUCCAAGCCCUUCUUCUAACACAGUGUCAUUCUCUGCAACUGGAUCUGCAACAAAUGUACCUAAAGUAUAAACAACAUGAUCUGGAUCUUAUUAAGCCCUAAAUAUAAGCACAUG